Strongylocentrotus purpuratus (purple sea urchin) is the source of this 2305-nucleotide messenger RNA. RefSeq names its product midasin-like. The coding region runs from base 1 to 2280 and encodes 759 amino acids. The record is from RefSeq and is a predicted model, not a curated record. NCBI's taxonomy places the organism in Eukaryota, Metazoa, Echinodermata, Echinoidea, Camarodonta, Strongylocentrotidae. The transcript has 10 exons.
AUGCCGGUAUCUCUACAGAGAGCGAGAGAAACCCUGGAGCAGUGUCUGAACGAACAGAUCGACAUGACUCCUGCUGCUGAUGAGGACCAUGACAGUCCUAUGGAGAUUGAGGAGCACACCCUUGCUGACACAGCUCUCCCUGUUCCUAGGGAUGGAGAUGAAGGUGGUGGUGAUGAUGGUGAUGGUGAGGAAUGCAUCAUCAAGGCCUACCCUCUGACCGACGCCAAGCACCUGAGCACCAAUCCAGCACUGGUGUCCAUCCAGCGACAGGGAGCUGUCCUGCAUCAUCUCAUGAUGGACAAACAGAAUUCAGACAGAACCAUGUCCAAAGAGUUGCUUGUGAAAGCAGCCCUCCUACUUGUCCUGGAGAGGGCCAGCCAUGAAGACUGGAAGCUACGCUCUGAUUGGUUGAAGUCCAUGGGAGCAUGCCCUGGAAGCAUGCUAGAUGUAGGGCAGUUGGCUGAAGGUGUUCUUCACAGCUUGAUUGAUCAUCCAAUCACAGAGCAGAUUGAGAGAGAGGUGAAGGAGCUGUGCUCUGAACACGAGAUGAAAGAUCUUCUGAUCAACUCACCCCUGGAUGUGCACUGGAAUGAGCAGUUGCUCCAGCUAUUCAGCGUUCGCCUCCAGAAGGCAGCAUCAGAUCAAGAAGAGAGCAUGGAAGAUGACAGUCCGGACUCGAUGGAAAGAAUCCAGACCCUAGCCAUGAGAUUGUUUGUAUUCCUGAGGAGAUCAUUGUCAGAGUCUUGCCUGGCUCAUCAAACCAACCCAGACACAGGGAGUAAGAAGAGACGGAAGCCAGUCACAGUUCUUCAACUUUCACAGGCUCUCCAGAAAGGGCGUCUGAGUAGCGAAGCCCUUCCUCAUCAGUCUGUAGCUCAUGUUGGUCCAUUCUUCCAGGCCUGGGACGAGUUCUUCUCAGAGAGACUCGCCGCCGAUGGACCUCUGGAAGAGGACCAAGCCUUUCAGAUUCUCAUGGCCUGUGGUUGGAGAGAUAGGUUGUGGCAGCUGUGCACUCAACCAAUCACAGAUGGCGAUAGAUUCUCCUUUGGUCAGCUAGCUCUCCAUUGGGACUGGUUCCUGAAAGAAACCGUCCAGGUUGUGAAGUCAGUACUAAAUGGUUCUUCAAGCUUACCAGUGGCGCUGCAUACCAUCAUGAAAUGCCUGCACGCCUCUCUGAGCCACAGUGACACGCCCUCGACAACGACCCUUGACCUCGGCCAGCGGGAGGGUCUCUGUAACCUCCUCGGCCAGCCCCUCCCCUUCCAGACGGCCCACAUCGCAGAGACCAGCCAGCGCAUCACGAAGCUCUGCCAGGCCUUGGACGUGACUGGACAGGCCGGAGGAAAGACGAUGGGAAGGCGGCGGGAUGCGGAUCGUUGCGUUGCGUUCAUGUCAAGCAGUCAUGGACCAUUCACGUGCAGGUUGCUUGAGGAUUGUCUAAUGAAGGCUGUGGUUCUGCAGGACCAAUCUGAACUUGCUUCUGAAGCUGUUGGACCAAUCGAGUACAACCUCGUGCAGCGGGGCCUUCUACCCAAAAAUCCCACCCUCUACCCCGAGGAGCCCAAUGCCACCCCUGAUCAGAGACAUGGAACAGUCCAAGAUGCUCGUGAGAUGACUGUCUGGCUAUGGCCCAUCAAGGAACACUUGGCCCUUACCACUUCUCAGCGGGUGGUUGCACAGAUGAUGUCAGAAACCUUCAAGCAAACAGGGCUUCAAAGCUUCAACAACGAGGGGCAACUGAGGGACAUUGAAUCCCUAUACGAGUUUACACGCUUCCAAGUUCCCUUCAACCCGUACCUGCUCUGCCCCCUCAACACAGUCCUCCUGCACCCCCAUAGCAAGAUUGGAUCAGUCCAAGGUCAUACAGGGGUCAUUGCCGAGGUAGCAGCUGCCCAUCUGCUUCACAUGCAGUCUAACACUGUAGCUGCAUCAAUGGAGAGGUGGUUGUCAUGGAAACCCAGCGUUGAAGACGAUGAGGAGAUGCAGACUUAUUUGUCGGAAGACAGCAGCUCUGUUAUGGGUCCUGCCAACCUCCACACACCUGUCCAAACCAGGUGCAUGUUCCACCUGCUCUCCGAUCACCACCACCACGCCCAUCCCCCCUCCAUCACACCCCACGCUGAGAAAAGGCCGAAAGAAGAGGCAAAGCAGGUGCAGGAGGGGGGCAAGAGUAUCCCCCUAGAGUCCUGGGAGGCCCAUCAGGACCACCUGCAAGAGAUCCUGGAGGUUCUAUGGAGGAAUUCUGGAUGGACGACCAGCAAGGGAUAUGACUUCAUGUAAGAUGAGAUUCUUUUAUUGGUAUCAU